AUGGCGGCCAAUGGAGUUGAAACUACAAAAGCGGGUGGUACGCAGGGUACCACAAGCAGGAAUGGCGCGUGGAAUGUCACUACCAGAAAGCAGCCAAUUCUGAAGGCCGAACCCAUUGAAGCUCUCUCCAAUGAGUUAGGCAUACCCAUUCCUGAGAUGAUAUUUGGUGACAACAUUGUGUCGCUGACUCACAUCAAGACUGGCUGGUCGCUAGAGUUUAACGCAAGAGAUGCGCUGGACAAAGUAAGCAAGACGGAGGAGGGUAUGCUUCAGGUUGCGGUAGCGGAACAGUGGAAGAAGGAGCGAAGCCACCAAGAUGAGGUAAAGCAGGUCGUCAAGCCAUUUGACUGGAGCUAUAGUACCGAUUACAAAGGCAGUACGCACCCGGGUGAGGCGCUUGGGGCGUGGGAGCAGACGACGCAGGAGAGGUUCCCAAUCCGGACAGACCUGCUGUCAAGACCGGAUCCCAUUCUGUUCUUCGACACUGUUGAUCUUUACGAGGACGAGCUUGCGGAUAAUGGCAUUGCGCUACUCAGCGUCAAGCUACGGGUCAUGCCAGAGCGGUUACUCAUACUGAGCCGCUUCUUCUUGAGGUUGGACGGCGUGAUAGUGAGGAUCAGAGAUACGAGGGUGUACGUAGAGCAUGCUACGAACAAGGUCAUACGGCAGUAUACGGCGAAAGAGGGCAGUUAUGACCACGUGCAAGAGAAGCUGCGGCAGAUGAGGGAGAACGUGCCGGAGGCGUUCCGAGAUGCGAACAAGCUUGCACCGCUUUUGAAGACGGUAGAAGACAUGACGGAUGUAUUCGAGGUUCACUGAGUGUCGGGGCGGAUGCUGGGUGACUUUACGUCAUACUAGCCACAGAUUUGGGUCACGCGCUCGCUUUGGUGACACCAGCCAACCUUCAUAUCCUUAGAAACGCAAAACGUGCGCAACCACGCUUUCGACGCCUAUCGCGUUCUUCAGGCAGCACGACGGAGACAGUGCAACCGGACCUGAUUCCGCAUGCGUUGCGGGCAUCCAUCAACACUACUGUACUGAGCGGUCACUAUGUUGAAGAACGCGAGAGCGAUGGCCCAUACCGCAGGGCAGGUCAGCCGCUGUGCCAGCCUCAUCAGAACAGCACCUCGCGUGCGCGCCAUGCGCACCGACUCAUUAUGCUACAUUCAGCAGCCUCUAUUCACUACGGUUCACCUAGCUCUAGCUAAACUCCCACCUCACCGCUCUCCCGCACAGGGCAUGAUAGCGCGCUAUUCGUCCCGCAGCUCGGCAAAAGGCAAUCUAACUUAUUCGAGAACUCCCACGA
Messenger RNA from Baudoinia panamericana UAMH 10762, 1306 nucleotides. RefSeq lists its product as uncharacterized. The record is from RefSeq and is a predicted model, not a curated record. The coding region runs from base 1 to 819 and encodes 272 amino acids. Lineage: Eukaryota; Fungi; Ascomycota; Dothideomycetes; Mycosphaerellales; Teratosphaeriaceae. Gene Ontology annotation, cellular component: cytosol. The transcript has a single exon. Gene Ontology annotation, biological process: TOR signaling.